CUCUUCCGGGUUUUUCUGUCGUUGACCUACGAGUUGAGAGUUGAGAGGCCGUGCAAAGGUCGUGUUGUGAUUGUAACUUGUACUUCGUGUAGCUAGCUUAGGGAGGGGGGCUGCGUGAUGCGAUGGCUUCUUUCUUGAGUUUAUUCUUGAGGAGGCAGUUGCCGCCGGCCGUGUCCCACUUCGUCCGGACCGUGAAGCUGGUCCGUGCCCCCGCCGCCCCGCUGAGGAGGAGGCUGCACGGCGGGUCCCGGCUGCGGGGCGGAGAGCAGGGGCCGUGGGGGAAGAUCCGGGGGCCGGAGCAGCAGCAGUACCAGCUGUCAGACCUCGACAGGGCGGACGCUUUGAUGCUGAGAAAGUCCCACGAGACAGGAUUCCUCUCGUGGUUCAGGAACGGUCUGCUGGCGACUGGGAUCGGAGUCAUCUCAUUUGUCCAGAGCGAAGUGGGACGAGAAGCAGGAUAUGCCUUCUUUAUCCUGGGCGGUGUGUGUGUGUCGUUUGGCGGCGCCUCGUACAUUGGCAGCCUUUUCGCCCUGCGGAGGAUGAUGCUGCUGUCGGUGCCAGCACUGCUGCUCCAAAGCGUUGUGGUGAGCAGCGUUGCCCUCUUCUGGCUCUGUGCGGUAUCCCUCUACAUCGGCCGCCUGGAGGUGGAGAUCAUCCAUGAGGACGAGGAGGAGGAGGGGGAGGAGGGAGAGGACGAGGAGGAGUGCCGGGAGUGCCGCGAGAGGCGUCAACACCGGGGUUACCGUGGCUCCCACAACAGCAGACAUCACGGCAGGGAGGACAAUGACAGCAAGGGGCCGAACAAGUAGACACCUCGGAUGGAAACAGUGUGUGCGUGUGUUGCUUUGAUUCAGGGCUCCCUUACUGUGUGUGUGUGUGUGUGUGUGUGUGUGUGUGUGUGUGUGUGUGUGUGUGUGUGCAAGUGCGUGCACGCAAGCAAGCAGCCUACAUAUUCAUGUGUAGACUGUGUGAGUCAAUAAAGACACAGACUUAUUGUUUACCGUUAUAUUGAUGUAAAGAAAGACUUAAAGACCUUUUGGAAAACUGCUCAGAAAAUGCCGACAUGUUGGUAGUUGAACUACAUUCACUUCUGGGCAAUGAAUUAUUAUUUUGGUGAGAUUUCUUUUAUUCAGAUAUAUCGAAAGCUGCUUCACUUGCAUUAUCAAUCAGUCAGAAAAUUGUCUUGACUUGUUACUUGCAUCCUCAGGCACAGUGCAAAGAUUCACUGAGAACAUCAUAUCUGUUAAUAUAAGAUUUCUUUUUUUUUUUUUUUUUUUUUUUUUUUUUUUUUUUUUUUUUUUUAAAUUGUUUUGUAUGCAAUUAUUACUCAGCCAAAUGUUGUUGAAAGCUGUUUGUCUUAUCUUGUUUGACAUAAUUUACUCUGAUUGACUACUUGAAGUUUUCCAACCGUUUGGAAAUAAACUAAGCUGGUUGUAAUGUGCUGUGAGAUCUAGGAAGAUGGUCAUAUUAGGUGCAUGUGUCAGGUCUGUCAUUUUAUCAAUGAGGGCUUACAAAACAUUUUUUAUUUUUUAUUGUUUUGUAAGGGCAAUAGCACUUUUGUCAGUUGUUUGUUAUUGUAGUGACUCUAGAUUUUUUACAACAGAAAUGUAUUUCCACAGCUUUUUCUGUGGCUAUAUAUUUGGCUUUGUACAGUACCUAAAUGUAACCAUAAACCAUUUAACCUUUUGAGUACAUUUCACACUAUCUGGUGUUCACUAUAAUCGCUGUUUUAAUGGAUGUAAAGAAUGGUUCUAAAUUGAUGAUAUUGAGUUUGUGGGUGGAAGUUGGAUUCACUUUUGUUUCUCUUAUCUACAUAGAAUAAUAAAGUGAGAAGAAAUCUAUGCUGACAGAGGGGAAAAACUUCAGCGUGUGCAUAAUUUAUUUUCACUAUUAAAUAGACCUGUGCUUCCCCACCUGUAGGUCAAGAUUCACCAGAUAGAGGAUUAGCAGGAUGAGAAAUAAAUAAAAUAUUCAUAUUUCUACAACUUGUCUUAUAUAGUUUUUCCAAAUUAAAUUAUGGAUGAUUGCACCUCAGUUGUUGCAAGUAGACCUUGCUUCUUUUUAAAAGAACGAUGGGGCCAAAAAGUUAGGAGUCAUUUGAAUGGCCUGUUUUUUGGUCAUUUGAUUAAUUCAAAAUGAGUCAGGGAAUAUACACCA
Molecule: messenger RNA, 2157 nt
Organism: Anoplopoma fimbria (sablefish)
Lineage: Eukaryota; Metazoa; Chordata; Actinopteri; Perciformes; Anoplopomatidae
Gene: tmem160
Product: transmembrane protein 160
Exons: 4
Coding region: 123-809 (228 amino acids)
Source: RefSeq, a predicted model, not a curated record